Botrytis fragariae is the source of this 636-nucleotide messenger RNA. RefSeq lists its product as uncharacterized. The transcript has a single exon. Bases 1 to 636 code for a protein of 211 amino acids. Lineage: Eukaryota; Fungi; Ascomycota; Leotiomycetes; Helotiales; Sclerotiniaceae. The record is from RefSeq and is a predicted model, not a curated record.
AUGCAGGUCGCUCACAAUAAGCACCUAGGCGAACAAGAGCUUAGAAAAGAAUGUGGAAGCGAAGCAAACGCCAAAAGGGAAGAUAAGGAGCACAAUUACAAGCACUGCAAGAUUCAUGAUGAUAUUGUCGAUAAUGACGUCAACGAUGUGGAGGAAAUUCAUCGUGAGGGUUUGAAUGUGAAAGCAUCUUCUCAAUUACACGAGUUCACCCAAUUCCACAAGUUCCCGUCAGAGAUCAGAGAAAUGAUAUGGAAGCUUGCAAUAAACACUACACUCACCGAAGUCCACGAAGAUAACCGUCACUUGACUCGAUUUGGGUACCCAGAGGAGGAAGUUAUCUGGAGCUGCAAACUAAUGUUAAGGCAUGCCCAUACCAGCUCUGAAGCUCGAUGGAUUGUCGCAAGGAAAAUGUUUCGCUUUGGCGGGGAUAAAUACAAACACCUUACUGAACAAACAAUGGAUCGGUGUAUAUUUCCGGUGGUGAACGAGAUAACAUUCCGUAAAGUGGAUGAUGUGAUUACAUGCUCAAUAUUCCAUAAUUCCGCGGAAAUAUGCAAUGGGGUACGCAUAGGAAUUGUAAGUGAUGAGCGUAAAGAGGAAUGUGCAAAGCAUUUGCAAAAGCUCCUUGAAGCUUAA